This is a messenger RNA of Dermochelys coriacea (leatherback sea turtle), 8061 nucleotides long. It is a transcript of the gene BAZ2B, whose product is annotated as bromodomain adjacent to zinc finger domain 2B. The record is from RefSeq and is a predicted model, not a curated record. NCBI's taxonomy places the organism in Eukaryota, Metazoa, Chordata, Testudines, Dermochelyidae. Gene Ontology annotation, molecular function: protein binding; DNA binding.
UUCCAGUGCCCUGAGAUGGAGAGAUUGACCACUCUUGGUUCCAUGCACAAAGAAUAUGGAGUCAGGAGAGCGACUAACAUCAUCAUCCGCCUCCUCUACUACAGCUACUUCCUCUCCUGCGUCUUCUACACCUUCUGUAGCGUCAGCAGUUUCAAAGGUGGCCUUUCCACUGGAGCUGCAUCACUUAGCUCCACAAUCAACACAUGUGGACAUUUAUUCAGAACAGCUGGGGAUCAACCGUGUAACCUGUCCACAGUGCCGAGUGCCUUCCCAAUGGUCAGCCACCCAGUCUUUGGUCUACAUACAGCCAGCUCAGGGCAUUCAGAGUUUGGUGGCUUGGGAACACUUGGUACUCCCACAGCCUUAGCAGCACAUCCCCAACUAGCACCUUUUCCAGGUACAGAAUGGUGGCGAACAGAUGUGCACACUCGUACAGGGGCUGCUUUUUUUCCACCUCUUCUGGGAAUUCCACCACUAUUUGCUCCUCCUGUCCAGAAUCAUGAUUCCAGUUCAUUCCAUUCAAGAACUACAGGGAAAAAUAGUCGAGGUGGUUUAGAAAAAGGUGUGAAUGGAUCAGUAAAUGGGAACAGUACAACAUCAGUAUCUGGGAUCAACACAUCCAUAUUGCUUACUACCACUGCAAGUUCUGCAGGACAAGCAAAAGCUAUAACCUCAGGAGGGGGAGGUCGCAAAUGUAACCAGGAACAAAACAAAAACCCGCUUUUGGAUGCCAGAGCUGACAAAAUCAAAGAUAAGAAACCAAGAAAGAAAGCAGUAGAAAGCUCCAGCAAUAGUGAUAGUGAUUCAGGCUCCUCUUCAGACACCUCAAGUGAAGGCAUUAGUAGUAGUGACUCAGAUGAUCUAGAAGAAGAUGAGGAGGAGGAGGAGGAGGAGGAAGAUCAAAGCAUUGAAGAAAGUGAAGAUGAUGAUUCUGAUUCAGAGAACGAAGCACAACAUAAAAACAAGAAUAAGGUGCUAAUGCAUAGUGGUGUAACAGACGUGAAAGCAGAUGGACAAAAAACGCAUGAAAAGUCCCAGGAAAAGAGAACACACCAGCAGAUACCUCUUGUGUCUGAUUCCCAGACUCCCUCGUCAUUCCAAUCCCAGCAGAAGCAGCCUCAGGUUUUGUCACAGCAGCUUCCCUUUAUUUUCCAAAGUUCUCAGGCAAAGGAGGAAUCUGUGAACAAACACACAAGUGUAAUACAGUCUACGGGAUUGGUGACCAGUGUGAAACCUUUGUCUUUGGUAAAUCAAGCCAAAAAGGAAACUUAUUUAAAACGUAUAGUUCCUUCUCCUGAUCUACUGAAAGCAGGGAAUAAAAAUACCUCUGAAGAAUCUAGCCCUUUAACCAGUGAUGUAAGAUCAAAACGGGAACAGUAUAAACAGACAUUCCCAGCACAAUUAAAGAAACAAGAAUCAUCUAAGAACCUGAAGAAGAUUAUCACAGCUUUGUCAAGUCCAAAACCAAGUUCUAGUUUACCAGCUCAUCAGAAACAUACAUCUCUAGAAAACAAUCAUUCUAAUCCAUUCUUGACAAAUGCACUUUUAAGUAAUCACCAACCCAAUGGAGUAAUUCAGAGUGUCAUCCAGGAAGCACCUCUAGCACUUACAACCAAAUCUAAAUCCCAGCCCAAGAUAAAUGAAAACAUAGCUACUUCUAGCAGUGCCCCUUUUUCUUCACUAGGAAAUGUAAGUUCAUGUGGGAAAAAAACACCUGGUAACAGGACAUCUGUUAUGCCCUCUACCUCUCCUGUGUUACCUGGUCUGGGAAAGGAAAAAGCAGUCAGCAAUAAUGCAAUAACAGCAGUGAAAACACAGCACCGCCUUCAUUCUUCAAAAUCUUUAGUGGAACAAUUUAGAGGAACAGAUUCUGACAUUCCAAGUAGUAAAGACUCGGAUGAUUCAAAUGAAGAGGAUGAUGAUGAUGAUGAUGAUGAAGACGAUGAUGAAGAUGAUGAGGAUUCUGAUGAUAGUCAAUCAGAGUCUGACAGUAAUUCAGAGUCAGAUACAGAAGGGUCUGAAGAUGAUGAUGAGGAUGACAAAGAUCAAGAUGAAUCUGAUACCGAUACUGAGGGAGAGAAAAUGCCACUGAAACUGAAUAAAACAACUUCCUCUGUGAAAAGCUCUUCCAUCAGUCUCACAGCUCACUCUACGCCACUUAAUCUCCAAGUAGUAAAGACUCCAAGCUCUGCUCCUGCUGCCUUAUGUCCUGAAUCCCAGUCACCAGUUUUUCUUGGGACACCUUCUUCUACACUUACUCCAAGUAUACACUGUGGUACUUCAAAAAGGCGAAGAGUAACAGAUGAACGAGAGUUGCGUAUUCCUUUAGAGUAUGGCUGGCAAAGAGAAACACGAAUAAGGAAUUUUGGUGGUCGCCUUCAAGGAGAAGUAGCAUAUUAUGCACCGUGUGGAAAGAAACUGAGACAGUAUCCCGAAGUAGUAAAGUAUCUCAGCAGAAAUGGAAUAAUGGAUAUCUCAAGGGACAAUUUCAGCUUCAGUGCAAAAAUAGGAGUGGGUGACUUCUAUGAAGCCAGAGAUGGACCGCAGGGUAUGCAGUGGUGUCUUCUGAAAGAAGAGGAAGUCAUUCCCCGUAUCAGGGCUAUGGAAGGUCGUAGAGGACGACCACCGAAUCCAGAUAGACAGCGUGCUAGAGAGGAAUCCAGAAUGAGGCGUCGGAAAGGCCGACCUCCAAAUGUUGGUAGCACUGAAUUUUUAGACAACACUGAUGCAAAGCUGUUAAGGAAGUUGCAAGCUCAAGAAAUAGCUAGGCAAGCAGCACAAAUAAAGCUUUUGAGAAAACUUCAGAAGCAGGAACAGGCUCGAGCUGCCAAAGAAGCAAAAAAGCAGCAAGCUAUUAUGGCCGCUGAAGAAAAGCGGAAGCAAAAAGAACAGAUAAAGAUAAUGAAACAGCAGGAAAAAAUUAAGAGAAUUCAACAAAUCAGAAUGGAAAAAGAACUUCGGGCUCAGCAAAUUUUAGAGGCUAAAAAGAAAAAGAAGGAAGAAGCAGCAAAUGCCAAAUUAUUGGAGGCUGAGAAACGAAUAAAGGAAAAAGAGAUGCGAAGGCAGCAGGCUGUUCUUCUGAAACAUCAGGAGUUGGAGAGGCAUAGACUAGAUAUGGAACGAGAGAGGAGAAGGCAACAUAUGAUGCUUAUGAAAGCCAUGGAAGCACGUAAAAAAGCAGAAGAGAAAGAGCGGUUAAAGCAGAGAAACGCGAUGAAAAAGAUUAAAUAAAGAGCGUAACUGGAACAGCGAAGAUUGGAAUUAGAAAUGGCUAAGGCUAAGAAGCCUAAUGAAGAUAUGUGCUUAGCAGACCAGAGGAACUGUCUGUCUCAGUUUUCAGUUCUGUCUACCAGAGAGCUACUUUCGAGACACAAGGUGGGUAAGCCUUUGCCAGAGUUGCCUCGCAUUCCAGGACUUGUUCUCUCUGGAAGCACAUUUUCAGACUGUCUCAUGGUGGUGCAGUUCUUGCGCAACUUUGGUAAAGUUCUUGGCUUUGAUGUGAAUAUGGAUGUCCCUAAUCUAAGUGUUCUUCAAGAGGGCUUGUUAAACAUAGGGGACAGCAUGGGAGAAGUACAAGACUUACUUGUAAGGCUCCUCUCAGCUGCUGUUUGUGAUCCAGGACUAAUCACAGGAUACAAGGCCAAAACUACUCUUGGGGAACAUUUGUUGAAUGUUGGUGUCAACCGUGACAAUGUUUCUGAGAUUCUGCAGAUUUUUAUGGAAGCUCACUGUGGGCAAACUGAGCUUACAGAAAGUCUAAAGACCAAAGCUUUCCAGGCACAUACUCCAGCUCAGAAAGCAUCGGUACUUGCUUUCCUUAUUAAUGAGUUAGCAUGCAGCAAAAGUGUAGUGAGUGAAAUUGAUAAAAACAUUGAUUAUAUGUCAAAUUUAAGAAGAGAUAAAUGGAUGGUUGAAGGCAAAUUGCGGAAGCUUAGAAUCAUUCAUGCCAAGAAAACCGGCAAGAGAGAUACUGCAGUGGGUGGUGAAAUAGGAGAAGAACAGCAUUCAUUGGGUACAUCCACUCCAGGCCGCAAACGGAGACGGAAGGGAGGAGACAGUGAUUAUGAUGAUGAUGACGAUGAUGAUAGUGAUGAUCAAGCAGAUGAAGAUGAUGAGGAUGAAGAGGACAAAGAUGACAAAAAGGGAAAGAAGGCAGAAGUUUGUGAAGAUGAGGAUGAUGGGGACCAGCAACAAAGCCAAUACAGAAGGAAGUUAUUUGAAGCCUCUCACUCUUUACGGUCAAUGAUGUUUGGUCAGGAUCGUUACAGACGCCGGUAUUGGAUUCUACCCCAGUGUGGGGGUAUUUUUGUGGAAGGCAUGGAAAGUGGUGAAGGUCUAGAAGAAAUUGCAAAAGAAAAAGAGAAGUUAAAAAAAGCAGAAAGUACACAUAUCAAAGAAGAGAUGUUUGAGACCUCAGAGGAAAAAUUAAACUGUAUAAAUACAAGUCACUGUGAGCAGAAAGAAGAUCUGAAGGAAAAGGAUAACACUAAUUUGUUUCUACAGAAGCCUGGCUCUUUUUCAAAGCUAAGCAAACUGUUGGAGGUAGCAAAGAUGCCUCCUGAAUCUGACAUUAUGUUACAAAAACCCAAUGGCAGUGCAGCAAAUGGGUGCGCGUUAUCUUAUCAAAAUAACUCUAAAAACUCUCUCUGCAGCCUUCAGUCCACCAUAUCACAAAGCAGCUCUGAAAAGUCAGAUUCUAAUAAUCUUUUUAAUCCCAUUGCAAGUGGGCCAGGGAAGUUUUACAAUUCUCCAUUAAUUCCAAAUGACCAGUUGUUAAAGACCCUUACAGAAAAGAGCAGACAGUGGUUCAGCCUUUUACCAAGAAUACCAUGUGAUGAUACAUCAGUUACCCAUUCAGAUACACCAGCUGCUUCUUCACUAACUCUGCAUUCAAAUCCUCCCUCAAAAUCACCUUCACCAGUCCCAUCUCCUCAUAUCACUUCAACCUCUGUACAGAGUCCUAUGGGAAUAAGUCCUUUUGCAUUAUCAUCACUUCAGAUGAAGACUGGAUUACCUAUAAUGGGACUUCAAUUUUGUGGAUGGCCUACAGGAGUUCUUACUUCAAACCUUCCAUUUUCAUCUCCCUUACCUAGUGUUGGAUCAGGGUUAGGAUUGUCAGAAGGAAAUGGUAAUUCAUUUUUGACUCCCAAUGUUCCUACAAGUAAAAGUGAAUCACCGGUGCCACAAACUGAAAAAACAGCUUCUGCUCCCUCUACAGGAGUUGAAGUAGCCAAGCCAGUAGAUUAUCCUAGCCCAAAACCCAUACCAGAAGAAAUGCAAUUUGGCUGGUGGAGAAUUAUUGAUCCAGAGGACCUAAAAGCUUUGCUUAAAGUACUACAUCUCAGGGGAAUAAGAGAGAAGGCCUUACAGAAGCAAAUACAUAAACACAUGGAUUACAUUACUUUGGCCUGCAUCAAGAACAAAGAUGUUGCAAUUAUUGAAAUAAACGAAAAUGAGGAAAACCAGGUAACUCGAGACGUUGUGGAGAACUGGUCAGUAGAAGAGCAAGCAAUGGAGAUUGAUCUGGCUAUUCUUCAUCAGGUGGAAGACCUAGAACGGAGAGUUGUAUCAGCUAGUUUGCAAGUUAAGGGCUGGAUGUGUCCCGAGCCUGCAUCGGAGAGGGAAGAUCUGGUAUAUUAUGAACAUAAGUCAUUUACUAAAUUGUAUAAGAAGCAUGAUGGAGAAUGUGCUGGAGGAGAAGAAGGCAAUACCAGUGCUCUAGAGCGGAAGAGUGACAACCCUCUAGAUAUAGCUGUAACCAGGCUUGCUGACUUGGAGCGGAACAUAGAGCGAAGGUAUCUGAAGAGCCCCUUAAGUACCACCAUUCAGAUCAAACUGGAUAAUGUGGGCACAGUUACUGUCCCUGCUCCUGCACCAUCCAUUAGUGGUGAUGGUGACGGAAUUGAAGAGGAUAUUGCUCCAGGGCUAAGGGUAUGGAGAAGGGCAUUGUCAGAAGCUCGCAGUGCUGCACAGGUAGCUCUGUGCAUUCAGCAGUUACAGAAAUCAAUAGCAUGGGAAAAAUCUAUUAUGAAAGUUUACUGCCAAAUAUGUCGAAAGGGAGAUAAUGAGGAACUUCUGCUUCUUUGUGAUGGCUGUGACAAAGGCUGUCAUACAUACUGCCAUAGACCGAAGAUCACUACUAUACCAGAGGGUGACUGGUUUUGUCCUGCCUGCAUAGCAAAGGCAAGUGGUCAAACCCUAAAAAUAAAAAAACUUCAAAUCAAAGGGAAAAAAAGUAACGAACAAAAGAGAGGCAGGAAAUUGUCUUUAACAGGAGAUACGGAGGAUGAAGACUCUGCAACUACUAGCAGUUCUUUAAAAAGAGGAAAAACAGACUCCAAAAAAAGAAAAAUAGAUGAAAAUAUUUCUAACCAAUUAAAACAAGAAAGCUUCACUCCUACGAAGAAACCUAAAAGAGAUGAAUCCAAGGACCUGGCUAUAUGCAGCAUGAUCCUGUCUGAAUUGGAAACUCAUGAAGAUGCAUGGCCUUUUCUACUUCCUGUAAACUUGAAACUUGUUCCUGGUUAUAAGAAGGUUAUUAAAAAACCUAUGGACUUUUCCACCAUCAGAGAGAAGCUAAGCAGUGGACAGUACUCUAAUCCUGAAGCAUUUUCUCUAGACAUCAGGCUUGUUUUUGACAACUGUGAAACCUUUAAUGAAGAUGAUUCUGACAUAGGCAGGGCUGGCCACAACAUGAGGAAAUAUUUUGAAAAGAAAUGGACAGAGAUUUUCAAAGUGAGCUGAAUUUAUCAGAACUCAGUUUUUUUUCCUUAAACGAGGACAAAUGAGACCAGCAAUGUGAACUGUAUUUACAUAAAAAGUGCAAGGCACACACAUAACUAAUGACUGUUUUUUUUUCUUAAAGAGAAGUAUCGCAGAAGAGUGAUACUAAUUCUAAAGGCUUCACUCCUACAGCAACCAUGGCCCUUGGUUAUUGGUUUGUGUGUUUUAUCAAACUAAUUUAGGUAGAACAGGGAAGCACACCCAAAGAAUUUCAAAGAAAGGGGUGUUAUAGUGCAAUAGCAAUUUAAAAUAUAUCAAAACGCACUGAAUAUUCAGCCACCAGAGCUCUACUUGGGGAAAUGGUUCUCUUUUCCCUUUCAAUAAAUAUCUAUUUUUCAUUUUUUUACUUUGUAGGUUAUUUUUUAGUGAAUGUAUUUAAUUUUAUGAAUUAUUUAUGAUUAAACAGCAUCCAGAAUCUUCGUUUUCUGUGAAAAGGAAGAAUUAGAAAAAUUGCUUUAAAUCUUGAAAAUACAACAAGGAAUGUUUUAAAAUAUAAAACAAAGCCAAGUAAAACUGUUUACACUGAUGUGCUAUAAAAGCACUAAAAGUUAAAACUUUACUGUAGAGUUACAAGUACAUUUAUAUAUAUAUGUUGCUGCAUCACUUGUGUAGUAAAAUUGUAUUUGAAGACCGUGAAGAAAAUUUGAGACAUAUGUAUAUACUGUUCAUUAUUGUUUAUAUUAUGUCUUGUUUUAAAUAUGUAUGAUGUGUACAUAUUAUUUGCAGACAUUAUUGUUUAUGCCUUAGAAGGACUGUAGCAUUUUAUUUUAGUCUGAAGGUAAUUAUAGCUAUACGGCUUGUACAGUAAUUAUCCUCUACCAACACUGUGGUCUCCUUAAUCUUGGUAGUGCCUGCCUUUAAAACAGGGUGUAGGGGAUAUUAGUUUUCCAUUUUUCUAUUUUGUUAUAUAAUUUCAAGCCACCAGGGCCUCAGAUUUAAGUAUAAUCAUUUGUAUCCAUGUGAAAUAAAAUUGUGACAAUUUCUUACGCACACAGUAUUUUUUCAUAGAAACAUUUCCCUCCAUUUGCCUUGCCACAGAAAUAACAAAAGACAUUUGUAACCACUGUGUUUUAUCUACUGUGUGUUGUGGUGGCCUGUUGGAGGCAGAUAGAUCAGAAUUUUUUUUUUUGUACGUAUGUAAAAGUACUUGAAGCUUUAUUUAAAACAAAAACGUUGUGGAAAAGGUAGCAUUCUUUUUUCUUUUCUUUUUUUUAUAGGAGUGUUAUUUUUCACUAGUAUGUGUGGCACGGAUACAAUAAAAGACUGUUUUGCAAACCA